Messenger RNA from Pomacea canaliculata, 5422 nucleotides. Its product is annotated as steroidogenic acute regulatory protein-like. The transcript has 13 exons. The record is from RefSeq and is a predicted model, not a curated record. Gene Ontology annotation, molecular function: lipid binding. NCBI's taxonomy places the organism in Eukaryota, Metazoa, Mollusca, Gastropoda, Architaenioglossa, Ampullariidae. The coding region runs from base 442 to 1761 and encodes 439 amino acids.
UCGUUCAAGAGAAAUUGAAACUACGUAUGUACAUCACUGCAGUUUUUUUGCCUUGGAGUCAGACAGAUAAUGAAUGGCACAAUGAGGAUCAUAUGAGCACCUUGAUGAAGAUAAUAAAUAGGUCAAGUGUGUGUGUGUGCAAGAGAGAGAGACAAAGAGACUAUAGUGUGCCUUCAGAUAAUGACCUCAGUAGCUUAUUCUAUUGAUGUAUUUAAUGUAUCCAUCCUACUGUUUGUGAUAAAAUUACUAGAAGAAUAUUUGUAGAUGUGUAGUAGAUAUUUAAUAGCGCCUUUAGCUGAUUGUUGACCUUGCCAGUAGAAUGAGAGAUAUGAGGAAGCCAAAGCUUGAUUCUCUGCAGGAUGUUGUGUGUUAUGCCUUUUGAAAGAUUUUGAAAUUGAAUUCACCUAAAGGAGUUCAUGUCUUAAGAGACCUGCAGGGAGGAUGCCAGAUAUAACUGUGUCAGAUAGCACUGGUGGGGAAGAAGAGGGAGGUCGCAUGUCCUCAGUGCGGCGUACUUUCUGCCUUUUUGUGACCUUUGACCUGGGCCUCAUGUUUAUACUGUGGGUCAUAUACACUCAACUUAUAGGUGAGACAGGAUGGAGAGCAUUUAUGCAUCAGGUGCAGGGCUACAACUUUACGACUUCACUUUUUGAUACUGUGAUGAUGUCUGCAGUGAGAUUUACUCUGCUGUUACUAGUCUAUGGGCUGUUUAAAGCCAAACACUGGUGGAUGAUUGCAAUAACUACAACACUCUCCUCAGUUUUCCUUAUAUGCAAAAUAUUCCUUUUUGAUUUUCAGGGCACAAACAGCAGUAUCAAUCCUCUGAGCUAUUGUCUCCUCAUCAUUUCUUUUGUUCUCGCAUGGGUCGAGACCUGGUUCCUUGAUUUCAAAGUUCUACCACAGGAGAGGAAAGCUGCCCAGCGUCUGUCAGCAGACGUGUACAAUUAUGGGAGUGUGGCCCAUUCAGCUAGUGAUCGACAGCGACUGUUAGCACCUGAUGAUGCGGUGUCCACUGUGACAAAUGAGCAGUACUACUCACCUGUAGCCACACCUGAAGGAUCAGAUAUAGAAGAGGAAGGAGAGGCGACAGACACUGCCAGAGCUUCCUCAAAACAGCAAUUGGAGGAGUACAGCUCUGUAGCUAAGGAGUGCUGGGAUGCUCUUUGGGAGUAUCUAGUGAUGGAUGAAUCCAGGUGGAAGCUGGAAACGGGAGACUCGCUGAAGGAAGGAAUUAUACACAGUCAAAAAGUGAAGGGGCGUGGCAAGGUUUAUAGGCUGCAGGGUGAAGUUGACAUGGAUGCCAAGAGUUUAUGGGAGGAGAUGGUACACAAUAUCAAUAAAGCCCCUACCUGGAAUCCAACGUUACUAGAGUGCAAGACCGUGGCUGUCCUUGAUGAAUGCACCGACAUUUCUCUUAACGUUGCCAAUCAGGCUGUUGGAGGUAUUGUGUCUAGCCGAGACUUUGUUAAUUUGCGACACUGGGGAGUAAGGGAAGGCAUCUACCUGUCUGCUGGCCAAGGUGUCACUCACCCUGAUUGUCCACCAACCAAAGAACACAUCAGGGGCUACAAUGGUCCUGGUGGAUGGGCUUUUAAACCUGUUCCUGGUGAGCCUGAGAAAAGUAUCUUUAUCUGGAUCAUGGACACAGACCUCAAGGGAUGGAUUCCACAGCGCCUUUUAGACCAAGCUUCAGCUUCAGUCCUACAGCAGUACCUAAAAUACCUACAGGAUUAUGUUGCAGCAUUUCACCAUCGUGGUUGAUAACAUAACUGUCUGCUUGAAAACUGCACUUAAUUUCAAGCAAGGACUAGAGUGUGAGCACAAACUGACAUUUGCCAGUCCUCUGUGAUAUAAGGUGUUCAGGGACAUUGUUUCACGCCCUUUUUACCAGUAGCAUUUGUUGAACCUUCUGCCAUUUCAGGAAAAGCUGAGGCUGAUUACACCAGGCUACAGAUUAUGUUGUUCUGGUGAUGUGGAAGAAAAACCAAUAUUCCUUCUUCAGAUUCUUCUUGCUCUCAGCUAAAGAUUAUGAGUUCAUUGUUGAUGUGGUAACUAUCUUUUACACAACUACAAACUUUUGAGUGCAAAUGGAUGUUCACCACAAACAAACAGUGUUCAGUAACUGAAAAAAGAGUCAAGGAUAACUGCAUGUUCUUGAAGAAAAGGUAGGGGUGGAGGUUAGGAAAAGAAAACUCUUGAAAUUGUGGAAUAGUUUUUGUGUAUUUUUCAUCAGUUACUGAGGUAGUGUUAUGCUCGUCAGUUCACUAAAUUCUUACAAACUUUAUUGUAUUUUUGCAUUUGUGAUCAUUGUGAGAAUGAACAGUUUAAUUUCAUGUUUUUCUUGUGGGAUGAAGGAUGGUUUGGGUUUGGGAUGGAGUUUAUGUUUUUAUAGUGUAUGAAUUAAGGGUUGAGUAAAAUGGGAGAGGAUGAUAUUGGAAAUUUUGAGGUAAAUACAUGCUAGUGUUUAUACAAAUCAGAGGUGUUAUUACGGUGUUUCUGUACAUGGCCGGGUUUAUAAUCAAGACAUUAUGUGGUUGCAUAUAUUAAGAGAAAAAGUGUAUGCAUUCCCUGGGAGGGAGAGGAGGGGCCUUAAGAAAAUGACAUGUUGGAGGUUGGUGUCAAAGAACUUCAUAUACAAUUUGACAAUGGCAGAAUAAAUAUAGUUUGCUUCUGAUCUUAAAAUGCUUGUGUGUGAGAAUCCUUGGAGUGGUAGGCAUCUACAAAUAUGCAUUUUAGGAAUGACAUGCCAGGCUUACAAGUAAAGGUUUUGAGGAGUAUGAAUGUGAUGGGAAAUGGGUGUGGGACAAUACUAAGCCAUCCUGAACAUUUGAACAGGUCAUUGCAAAAAGUUUGUAUGCGAGGCUGUUGCAUGUGCUAUGAAAUGUCAGUGAGGCAAUUGUAUGUAGAGUGAGAAGGCAGCAUAAGGGACCACUACUCUUGGGAUGGUGAAAAGUAUGACAGUGUAUGUAAUUUGAAAAUGUAGUCUGACAUAUUCUAAGAUCAUGUGUUGAUUUGUUAUUUAUUGUGUGAAGAGCUUCUAGGCCAUGACAGUAUAGAGUUCAUCUAAGUCAGGUGAUUUUUUUUGUUGUUAUCUCUUUAUAAAUUUUCACAACUAAACUUGUGUGAAGAUGCUCACAGGUCUGAUUUCUGCAUAACAAUAUGUGCAUUUUACAUUCCUUUGUGACACUACUUGCCUUCAUUACCUUCAUAAUGCUUUUAUUACAGCAGCUAUUUUAAGUGAGGCAGUCUAGCCUGAUCAGGUGUGUUAUAGUCAUGCAUCAGUAGCCAUAUGUCUUUUGCCAGCCUAUAGUGUAAGUGGAUGCUCAUUUACUAGCAUUAUAAUCAUUAUUUUUUCUGUGAUAUGCACUGUAAUGAUUUUUCUUCAGUAUAAGAUAUAAUUGUGUGCCCGCUACUGUCUUAUUAAACAGUACUAAUCAAGGAAGCAGGGGAGUGAUAGCAUGAGUCUGUACUUUCCUGUGUUGUCAAACAACAGGCUUGUCGCAAGCACUAAAAGAAUUUUAGCUGACAAAGAUUAUGUUGUGAUAGGAAAAGGGUGAUUUUAGGACAUUUUCACAUUUAUAUCUCUCUUCAUGGUCUUAGUUCACAGUUUUGUUCACAUUUUUACCAUUUAGGAAGGUCUGUGUGCAUCUGAAAGGAAAGAGAGUUUCAGUUUAUUGACUUUGACUGCAUGAGAGUGAGAAAGAGUCACCUUCUAUGUAAAAUAUUGUCAAAACAUAAUAUUUAGAUUUGUCAGAGAAGUAUGUUGUUAUGUUCUACCGGUGAGCCGUCUCAAAGGAAUAUACAGUGUAGGGCCAUUAAGCCUUGGUAAUUGGGGUCCAAACUGCUCAAAUAUUUUUUUGAUAAUGCGUAAAUUACAAUGAAUAAUGAAAAAAUAAAUGUUAUAAGGUAGCAUUUAAAUAUUUCAUCUGCAAUAGCACAUAGCAUGGCCAUGUCCUGGUCCCUAUGAUCCAUAGUGUCACAAUAUUGGGAUCCAAGCAUUUUGUGUGACUUAAACGAAUUUGCAGAUUACUGGACUGCAGCUUGAUGGCUCAAUACUAUAUCACACAGCGACCAUGCAUUUUUUGGUAGAUGUUUGUGUUGACAGGGCUUCUAAUUUUCAAAGCAAGCUAUUUGUGAGAGUUACCAUGAGAUCAAACCAGGUUUUAUCUUUUUUUUAAAGUUGAAAUAAUUGAAUGAAUGAAGCAUAUUUGUUAACGAAAUGUUAAUGACUUGAUUGAGAGGGUGGGAGGGGAACUGUUGUAGCAAGGGAUGUAAAUCCUAACAGCUGCUCUGUGAUGGAAUUCUGCACAGUUAUAUCCCUCCACUAGAGCUAAUCUUUACUCGGCACAUUCUUGGAGUGGGCAAGACACUGGUUGAAGGGACAAGGCUGUUUUAUACUGCUUUAAUGUUGUGAAGUCAGACAUUGGGUUAUAGAUAUUUGAUGGUGUGAUGAAUUUUAAUGAGUAUUUGCAAAUGACUUAUCUUGCAAACCAUUUUCUCUUUUUUAUAAGCAUGCCUUAUGCUCUUGCAUAACACAAAACUGGUAACGGUUUUUGGUGCUUAUCUGGGCAUAUUUGUGGUUUAAAUAUUUCAAUAAGCCCAAUACCAUGAAGGGCUAAUCCAUUGCUUGCCCAUCAAUUUUUGUAAUUAUGCCUCUUGUUAGCAGUUUUAUCGCAGCGUAUCAGGUUUUUUGCAGUGUAAUUUAUUAUGUGAUUAUUGUAUUAACUGACUCUAGUUGUUUUCAUUUAUUGCUGGACACAGUAAUACGAUUGUAUUGUAUUGCUGUGUCCAGUAAUUGUAUUCAUCAGUCCUUUUGCACUAGUCAUAAACAUUAAAAAAUUUGGAGCAGACGAACAAGUAGCCAUUGAACUUACAAGACCAAAGGCACAGAUUAUUUCCAAAAUCCAUGAGUUACUUGACAUAUUUAUUUAAAUAUUCAUUGAAACAUUUAUAUUGCAUUUUGUUAGCUGAAUGAUGGCAGAAUCACUGACAUCUCAUAUUUUUAUAACAUAGAGAAUGACUUAAUCACUAACAUCAAACAUUUAAUAAGGAGAAUGGCUGAAUCACUGAUGGGUGAAGAGAGAAGUGCUUAUUCUGUUAGCAGCAUUUUGCAAGAGGGUAAUUAUGAGAGUGCUACUGUCAGAAUAAGAACAUAUUGUUGAGUUAUUACAUUAUUACAAAUUGAAUGUAUGGCUGGCUAGUUUUUGAAAGCAAAUUUUAACUUAUAAACCAAAGGACAUUUAUGUGUAUGUGUGCAUGAUUACAUAUUUAUGCAGAGACUUGCAUGAAUUGAUACAUUGAUUUUUAGGUGCAUUUAAUAUGAAGGAUUGAAACGCAAUCCUGAAACAGAGCUCCUUGAUCUUUUUCAUAAUUUGCACAAUGCAAUUCAUGUACUUCAGAAUAAUAAAUGUGUUGACGUAUU